AUGGAUUUCUCUAAGCCCACAGCCAGUGAAGCCUCUGUGGAUCUCAAGCCAGGGUUCAAGUUUAAACCUACUGAAGAGGAGAUCGUGACAUGCUACCUUCGUCCUCGUGCAGUGAAUGAACCACUCCCCUCAACGUUCAUUGUUGAUUUGGUUAUCCUAAGCUGCAACCCUUGGGACCUAGUACCAGAGGGAUCUGUGGAGAAAUACUUCUUUUGUCAAAGAGUACAAAGAUGGCCACAUGGAAACCGGUACAAUCGUGCAGCAGGUGAUGGACACUGGAGGGCAUCGGGUAAGGACGUGCCCAUCUUUAGCAAUAUCAUCAAUGGUGGAAUGCCUUUGAUGGUUGGGCUAAAGAAAACACUGGUGUUCUACCUUGGCAAGGCAGCAGCUGGUGAGAACACAGAAUGGGUCAUGCAUGAAUAUAGCCUUGUUCAAGCCGGCCUCACACCCUAUCCAGUGAUUAGUCCCAGUGGAACCAACAACCUAGGAGAAUACAGCCGUUAUGCAGUGGCAAUCACAAAGUUUGUUCCUAUCAUGACGAUUAAUCCAGAUGACUCCUGGGUUGUCUGUCGCAUCUUCAAGAAGAAGAAGAAGCAUGCACUACGUGCCACUGCCCAGCGUUACAACAUUGCAGAUGGAGGGCAGCUCCGCUUCUUCAACUUCCUUGGGAAGGGUAAUUUAGAGGGAACUUCUAGCUCAGGCAGCCUCACCGACCUACCAAUAGAGAAGGCAAAGGAUAAUAAUGAGGGUAGGGGUGGAACCAAUGACAAAGAUGACACAAAUGAGGCCGGGAAGUAA
This is a messenger RNA of Miscanthus lutarioriparius, 798 nucleotides long. The record is from the annotation of a GenBank genome assembly. NCBI's taxonomy places the organism in Eukaryota, Viridiplantae, Streptophyta, Magnoliopsida, Poales, Poaceae.